ACGGGGAACUAAAAUAACAGUGAAGCAGGCCUCCCAUUUGCUAACGAAACGGACUCCGGUCUCCGGCACACUCCAACGCCUGCCGUCGGCACUACCCAUUCAGCCGGCAGCCGCCAUUCUGCGACUCAUCCGGCAGCCGCCCCGCGAUUCAGCCAGCGACUCAGCCUCCUCUUCUUUGUCGAGGUGGGAAGUGGUUUGAGAUUUUGCAGGCAGGAUGGAGGGGAAAGGGGAUGGAGUGAGGGAGGAGCGGGUGGUGGAGGCGAGAGCGAGGAACAUCAGCCACAACGUUAGAUGCACUGAGUGUGGCAGUCAAUCCAUUGAAGAUUCUCAAGCCGACAUUGCAAUCCUCCUCAGGAAGUUAAUUCGAGAUGAGAUCCGUGCUGGAAAAAGCGAUAAAGAAAUCUUCAAAAAACUUGAGGACGAUUUCGGCGAGACGGUACUCUAUGAGCCAAAGUUUGAUCUGCAGACAGCGGCGUUGUGGCUAUCUCCGCUUUUGACUGCAGGGGCUGUUGGAGGGGCAUGGGUUUUCCAAAGACACAGAAGGAAGACUAAUGUACACAUCAUGGCUUUGAAUCUCAUCAGAGGGGUCCCGUUAACGCCGAAGGAGAGAGAGACAAUGCUUAAGGUCCUCACUCCUCCCCCUUCUCACCAUUCUCCCAUGCAUUGGUGGCGGAGAUUGCUCCGACAGUGAAACAACAAACAUGGGUCUGAAAUCUGUUGUCAUUUGGUCCAUUUGGGAUCUAAUGUAUGAGCUUUAUUUGGCUGACAUUUGGGGGUAUACCUAAAUGAAUUACUCCCUUAGUGUCAAAGAAAGAAACUUUUUGUGUGUAGUUAAUAAUGUUUUUGAAUUGUGAGUCCCUAAUGCUUUGAGACAACAAGAUUUGGACACCAUCUUAUGAGCCUAAUUAUAGUAUUGGACUGGUUGGAGUAAGAUGGGAUGCAAACCUAAAAGAGAAGAAGGCAGCUACUGGCCAACCUGCUGCCACUUGCUACACUAUUUAGAAACUGAGAAAUAAGAAGAUUCAUAAAAUUGGAGUGAACUGUGAAGCUGUCAUUAAGCACAUUCUAUUCUGUGUUAAAUCCUAUUGUGAAUUUAAGUUGUGGUAGAUGUUGGUCUUUGAUAUUUCUCCCCCUUCUGUUGUAAAAAAAACUUUCUCGCUUG
Messenger RNA from Cuscuta campestris, 1162 nucleotides. The record is from the annotation of a GenBank genome assembly. NCBI's taxonomy places the organism in Eukaryota, Viridiplantae, Streptophyta, Magnoliopsida, Solanales, Convolvulaceae.